AUGGAGGGCGGAUAUGAUGGUGUAUCUGACCGACGCCAGGAACAAAGCUCCGACAUGCAUAUUGCUGUUAUGGGGGUUACAGGCGCCGGGAAAAGCUCCUUUAUCUCACUACUCAGCGACGAAAGGCCAACGAUCGGACACACUCUCGAAGCAUGCACACAGCAUGUGACGCAGUAUUCAUGCACCAUUAUACCAGGACGAAACGUAUACUUGAUUGAUACGCCGGGCUUCGACGAUACCAAUCGCAGCGACACCGAAGUAUUACGGGAACUCGCGCACUGGUUAACCACAUCGUAUGCCAACGACAUAAAGCUGACGGAGAUAAUAUACUUCCACCGCAUUAGCGAUGUGCGCAUGCCAGGAUCAGCGGUGAGGAAUAUCUUGAUGUUCAAGAAGCUUUGUGGCGAGCAUGCGCUGAAACAUGUUGUGCUUGCAACGUCCAUGUGGGAUAAGGUUUCGGAAGACGAGGGAGUCAAGCGGGAGAAAGACCUCGUUGAGCGUCCGGAAUGGUGGGGUGGGAUGAUUAAUAAAGGGAGUAGGAUGUUUCGGCAUCGCGGGGAUCGUGCUUCUGCAGAGAGAUUAUUAAAGCAGUUUUUAAGCGUCGCUGCGCCUACUGUGUUGCAUCUGCAGCGGCAGAUGGUGGAUGAAGAAAUGCGUCUAGAUCAGACGAGUGCUGGGAUUGAACUUGAACAUGUUCUUGCACGAGAAAGAGAGAAAUUUCAGCGUGAAUUAAGCGAGGCGAAGGAAUAG
Talaromyces proteolyticus is the source of this 750-nucleotide messenger RNA. RefSeq names its product P-loop containing nucleoside triphosphate hydrolase protein. Gene Ontology annotation, cellular component: cytoplasm. Gene Ontology annotation, molecular function: GTP binding. The record is from RefSeq and is a predicted model, not a curated record. Lineage: Eukaryota; Fungi; Ascomycota; Eurotiomycetes; Eurotiales; Trichocomaceae. Gene Ontology annotation, biological process: tRNA wobble uridine modification; tRNA methylation. Bases 1 to 750 code for a protein of 249 amino acids. The transcript has 2 exons.